GGCGUCUACACGGUGUUCGUGGAUCUGGGGAACGCCAAGCUGGAGUUAUUGUACCCGCUGGGAGACCACAGUCCAGUGGCCAGCUUUUUGCAGAAGAACAAAGCCGGAGGCCUCCACCAUAUCUGCAUCGAGCAAUUGCUGAGAAAUGAUUGUCAUAUAAGAAGUCAACCAUGGCAAACAGGAAAUGUCAAAGUGGUACGACCGGCAUGCUGGAUCACCGGACGAGAGUUUGCCCCGCUUCGGUGCACGGCAGGGAGGCUGAAAAUGAGGAGAACCAUUUGCCCGUGGAGGAAUUCACGGAGAAUGAGACAGAGGCAAUGCCCGUUGCGCAAGACAGCCCCACGUUGGCAGAACACGAGUGCAACGACAACAGCGCCGACGGCGAUUCCAGCUCGGACUACGUCAACAACACUUCCGAAGAGGAAGAUUACGAUGAAGGCCUCCCUGAGGAAGAGGAGGGCAUAACGUACUAUCGGUAUUGCCCGGAGGAUGACAGUUACCUGGAAGGAAUGGAUUGCAACGGAGAGGAGUAUAUUCCUCACGAGGAGCAUCAAGUGGAGACCGACGAGUGUCAAGAAGCCAUCGAGGAAGAGGAAUGGGCGGGGACAAAAUUCAGCGCCAGGAUGAAAGCGAGGGCUACAGAAGAGGUGGUCUACCACGAUAGCUGUGUUCAGCUUCUGGAAGGCGAGGGGGCGUCUCUGGAAAUCCAAGACGAAGACGAAAGCCUACAGUAUUGUCAUCCGAGCGAUGAAACCUACCCGGGCUAUUACUCGCCGGAAGCCAAUGGGAACCCCUGUGGGAUGUCUCCGUAUCGUUCCAGGAAAGAAGACGCGGACCUGGAGGAGCAGGAGGAAGACAUCGACCAGAUUGUGGCCGAGAUUAAAAUGAGCAUGAGCAUGAGCAGUAUCAACAGCGCGUCGGAAAUGAGCCCAGAGCAUGCUGGGACUGAAAGUGUGCCAAAUGACUAUGCAGAGACUUGUCAAAAAGGAGACUUCAGCCCAAGCGCCAGCAGGCAUCAAGGGAGGCCCAAGUCCUUGAACAUCCCUCCUGCCUCAAAGCAAGUCGGGGAUAUUCCCCGAGGCUUCAAAACCAAGUCGAGAACAGAGGAAAGGCAGACGUGGCCGCAGGAACAGGUCUGCAACGGCUUGGAGCAGCCCAGGAAACAGCAGCGCUCUGAUCUCAAUGGACCCAUCGACAACAACAACAUGCCAGAGACCAAGAAAGUGUCGUCCUUCCCAAGUUUUGUUGAUGUUCCAGGGCCUUGCGAACCUGAAGACCUCAUCGAUGGCAUCAUCUUCGCCGCCAAUUACCUGGGCUCCACACAGCUGCUCUCCGAGCGGAACCCGUCCAAAAACAUCCGCAUGAUGCAAGCGCAGGAAGCCGUGAGCCGCGUCAAGAGGAUGCAAAAGGCAGCUAAAAUCAAGAAAAAAGCGAGCUCCGAGGGAGACGCCCAGGCCCUGACGGAGGUGGACCUCUUCAUCUCCACCCAGAGGAUCAAAGUUCUGAAUGCCGACACACAGGAAACCAUGAUGGACCACGCACUGCGCACCAUCUCCUACAUCGCCGACAUCGGCAACAUCGUAGUCUUGAUGGCGAGGCGUCGAAUGCCCCGGUCGGCUUCUCAGGACUGUAUUGAGACCACUCCCGGAGCUCAGGAAGGGAAGAAGCAGUACAAGAUGAUCUGCCACGUCUUCGAAUCGGAGGAUGCCCAGCUGAUUGCGCAGUCCAUCGGGCAGGCGUUCAGCGUGGCGUAUCAGGAGUUCCUGCGGGCCAACGGGAUCAACCCCGAGGACCUGAGCCAGAAAGAAUACAGCGACAUCAUCAACACCCAAGAGAUGUACAACGAUGACCUCAUCCAUUUCUCCAACUCGGAGAACUGCAAAGAGCUGCAGAUCGCAAAGCAGAAGGGGGAGAUCCUGGGGGUGGUGAUCGUGGAGUCCGGCUGGGGAUCCAUUCUGCCCACGGUGAUUCUGGCCAACAUGAUGAACGGAGGGCCAGCUGCUCGCUCAGGGAAACUCAGCAUUGGGGACCAGAUCAUGUCCAUUAACGGGACCAGCCUGGUCGGGCUUCCCCUGGCGACAUGUCAAGGGAUCAUCAAGGGACUCAAGAAUCAGACGCAAGUGAAGCUGAACAUCGUCAGCUGCCCGCCCGUCACCACUGUCCUGAUCAAGAGACCCGAUCUGAAAUACCAGCUGGGCUUCAGCGUACAGAAUGGAAUUAUCUGCAGCCUGAUGCGGGGGGGCAUUGCGGAGCGAGGGGGCGUCCGCGUCGGCCAUCGCAUUAUCGAGAUCAACGGUCAAAGCGUCGUGGCCACCGCUCACGAGAAAAUCGUCCAGGCCUUGUCCAACUCCGUGGGAGAGAUCCACAUGAAGACGAUGCCGGCCGCCAUGUUCCGGCUGCUCACCGGCCAAGAGACCCCCCUUUACAUCUGAGGCGAGGCCCAUCUCUCACGAGAGCAACUGAAGCGGCCUUCCAGAGGGAGGGGCUCGUACCCGGGAGGGAACUCCAAGGGGUUUGGCUCAGCUCCUCCAUCCUCUGGAAGCGCAGCGGCUGCCGCUUCCGUGCGUCUUUCUGGUUUAUAACACUCCUGUUGCCAAACGGUGAAGCCAUUACCAUGGACAAUAAGCCACCGCGUCAAGGUGUUUCACCUCCACCGACAACCACCCUUUGUCAUAGAAGCUUCUGGACACAGGACACAACGCCUCGCAAACGUCUCCAGCACCCACGGCGCUGCUGAGAUAAGAGUCUCCUGCGGGUUGUACUUAUAAGUUUAUCUGUCCCGAUAAGAGGAGGCAAACGAAGGCUUUCCUUGGGGGAGGGGGGGGGGUGACAAUGAAUGUAUGCAAUUCCAGGAGGGUGGGGGUGAUGACCAAGUGUUUGAUCUUCAUAGAAGGGGGGGGAAGAGCUCCUGUUGUAAGUGGUAUCCUUUCUUGACCAGUGUAACGUGUUUAUAUGAGAUGUGACUGUACUGUGAAACAAGGGAAGUUGGGUACAAAAAAAAAAAGAGAGAGAGAAGUUUUGCGACAAUAAAAAGACUCGCCACAUUCUGAACAUCGAACCACC
Heteronotia binoei (common prickly gecko) is the source of this 3063-nucleotide messenger RNA. It is a transcript of the gene APBA2, whose product is annotated as amyloid beta precursor protein binding family A member 2. NCBI's taxonomy places the organism in Eukaryota, Metazoa, Chordata, Lepidosauria, Squamata, Gekkonidae. The record is from RefSeq and is a predicted model, not a curated record. Gene Ontology annotation, biological process: chemical synaptic transmission. Gene Ontology annotation, molecular function: protein binding; amyloid-beta binding. Gene Ontology annotation, cellular component: cytoplasm; plasma membrane; dendritic spine.